AUGGCUGAAUUCCCUCCUCUUCUCUCCCAGGAGGACAUGAAGAAGCACAAGAUUCUUCUGGCAUACCGAGACCGGUGUGCCGCCCUCCUUGUCCCCCUCAACGAGUGCCGAAAGAAGAAUUAUUACAUGCCCUGGGCCUGUGGCCACGAGCGACAUGAGUACGAGAUGUGUGAGGUGGCCGAUUUCCAGCGACGAGUCAAGGCCAUGGACAAGCUCAAGGCCGAGAAGAUCGAGCAGGCCAAGGCUGCCGCUGCCGCCGCCGCCGCCGCCGCUGCCGCUGACGCUGAGGAGUCCAAGUAG
This is a messenger RNA of Yarrowia lipolytica CLIB122, 300 nucleotides long. RefSeq lists its product as uncharacterized. Lineage: Eukaryota; Fungi; Ascomycota; Dipodascomycetes; Dipodascales. Gene Ontology annotation, cellular component: mitochondrion. The record is from RefSeq and is a predicted model, not a curated record.